Messenger RNA from Vanessa atalanta (red admiral), 2777 nucleotides. Its product is annotated as elastin-like. The transcript has 5 exons. The record is from RefSeq and is a predicted model, not a curated record. NCBI's taxonomy places the organism in Eukaryota, Metazoa, Arthropoda, Insecta, Lepidoptera, Nymphalidae. The coding region runs from base 68 to 1765 and encodes 565 amino acids.
AUUAGUCCUUCGUGGCGUUACGUUUUCAUUGUAUUAUUGACCUUUGCUGUGAGCGCCCAAAUUCAAAAUGCGUUUACAUUUAAUUUGUUUAAUAUUAACAGCGUUUCAUGGCAGCAUUUUAACGGAAGAACUAGAAGAUCCAGUGCUAUCAGUAGGCAAGGAUGGAGGACCGUCAGUGGGCAAGGAUGGUGUGUCAUCAGUAGGCAAGGAUGGUGUGCCAUCGGUAGGCAAGGAUGGAGUGCCCUCAGUGGGAAAGGAUGGUGUGCCAUCGGUGAGCAAGGAUGGAGUGCCGUCAGUGGGCAAGGAUGGUGUGCCAUCGGUGGGCAAGAUUGAAGUGCCAUCAGUAGGCAAGGAUGGAGUGCCAUCAGUGGGCAAGGAUGGAGUGCCAUCAGUGGAAAAGGAUGGAGUGCCAUCAGUGGGCAAGGAUGGAGUGCCAUCAGUGGAAAAGGAUGGAGUAGCGUCAGUGGGCAAGGAUGGUGUGCCACCAAUGGGCAAGGAUGGUGUGCCAUCAGUGGGCAAGGAUGGUGUGCCAUCAGUGGGCAAGGAAGGUGUGCCAUCAGUAGUAAAGACUGGAGUGGCAUCAGUGGGCAAGGAUAGUGUGCCAUCGGUGGGCAAGGUUGAAGUGCCAUCAGUAGGCAAGGAUGGAGUCCCAUCAGUGGGCAAGGAUGGUGUGCCAUUAGUGGACAAAGAUGGUGUGCUAUCAGUAGGCAAGGAUGGUGUGCCAUCAGUGGACAAGGAUGGAGUGCCGUCAGUGGGCAAGGACGGAGUGCCGUCGGUAAGCAAGGAUGGAGUACCGUCAGUGGACAAGGAUGGUGUGUCAUCAGUUGGCAGAGAUGGUGUACCAUCAGUGGGCAAGGAUGGAGCGCCGUCAGUGGUCAAAGACGGUGUGCCAUCAGUGGGCAAGGAUGGAGUGCCAUCAGUAGGCAAGGAUGGUGCACCAUCAGUGGGCAAGGAAGGUGUGCCAUCAGUAGGCAAGGAUGGAGUGCCGUCAGCGGGCAAGGAUAUUGCGCCAUCGGUGGGCAAGGAUGGAGUGCCAUCAGUGGGCAAGGAUGGUGUGCCAUCGGUGGGCAAGGGCGGAGUUCCGUCGGUAAGCAAGGAUGGAGUGCCGUCAGUGGGCAAAGAUGGUGUGCCAACAGUGGGCAAGGAUGGAGUGCCGUCAGUGGAGAAGGAUGGUAUGCCAUCAGUAGGCAAGGAUAGUGUGCCAUUAGUAGGCAAGGAUGGUGUGCCAUCAGUAGGCAAGGAUGGAGUGCCAUCAGUACGCAAGGAUGGAGUGCCAUCAGAAGGCAAGGAUGGAGUGUCAUCAGUAGGCAAGGAUGGAGUGCCAUCUGUGAGCAAGGAUGGAGUACCGUCAGUGGACAAGGAUGGUGUGCCAUCAGUAGGCAAGGUUGGUGCGCCAACAGUAGGCAAGGAUGGUGCGCCAUUAGUAGGCAAGGAUGGAGUGCCAUCAGUAGGCAAUGAUGGAGAGCCGUCAGUAAGCAAAGAUGGGGAGCCACCAGCAGGCAAGAAUGCAAAGCAACCAGUAGGCAAGGACAUUGAUGAACCAACAGUAGAAGUAAAAUUAAGGUCGGCAGAAAAGGCACCGAUCGCAACGGAUCAAAAAAAAGAUAAAAGUUCCUCGUCAACGGGACACACUGUCGCCAUACUGAUAUCGUCCAUGAUCAUCGCCGGUGCCUUCAUUUAUGCUACCACAAUAGUGUAUCGGCGAUAUAAGGCUAAAACAUACAAUGUAAGACGGCAAAACAUCGAACUAGGUCACCAAAAUUGACCAAUUCAACUGGCAAUGAAGGAAAUGGCCAGGAACUGCUAUAGAUUUAAGUGUUUUUAUUAAAAUGCAGUAUGUAUGUGUACAGACGUGAUUGACAUUAGGAAGUUCUUUGUGAAUAUACAGAUGUGAGAUGAGAAAUGUAUGAUAAGGUGUAAUUGUUAUUUAAUGUUUAUGUAUAAAUUUCUAUCAAAUAGAAUUUGACUUGUAAAUUUUAAUAGACUAAUACUUAAUAGACUUUAAAAAAAUAUUACCUUGAUAAUAAUUAAUGUCGGUAAUUAUGGAGUAUUAAAAAUUAAUGUAAAGACGAUAUUUGUAUAUUGUGGUUUCUUUUUUUGUAUUAAUAUUAUAAAAUUUACGUAAAGGUAUAGGUUCAAGCCCCGUAAAACACAACUGAGUUGAGUAGUAAAUUUGUCUGUAUAAUUCAUCUCGUGGUCGUUAGUGUGGCAUGUGUUGGAUGACAUUGUACCACAAGUGUAUCCGCCUUAUCACAUCAACAUGACUUGAUGGGAUAAGCUUCGAACUCCUAGAGGAUACGAGGCCUUGGAUCAGAUUUUAUCAUGUUUAAUUAUUUUUAAAAAUAUCUCUAUAAUUGUUAUUUUUUUCAAAUUUAUUUAAAAGCAGACUAGGUAAAUGGGCCACCGCCAGACUAGGUAAGGAAGCACAACCGCCCACUUUACUUGGAAGCUAAAAUGUUAUGUUCCUUGUGUCUGUACUUAUACAGGGUCACUCACACUUGGAAACACAACUGUACUUAUAAAAAUAUUACUGUUUGUUUGUAGAAUAUGAGAUGUGUGGAUUAUACGGAUUGUAUUUUUUUUUCUUUUAGAUUUAUGUAGCUUUAUGAUUGACAAAAUGAAUUUGUUCUUCUUUGCAUUAUUGUUGGAGACAAAUAGCAUGAAAAAAAAUAUAUAUUGCAACAAAAUUUUGCAAUUAUUAAAAUAGGUGAAGGUAUUGGCAGUUAUAUCGAUAAAAAGCAAUUUUUAUAAUAACAUAAUAUGUACGAGUUGUUAGU